AUUUUAUUUUAAUAUAAUCUUUAUUGUUGAUGAUGAUAAUAAUAAAUAAUAUAUAAUAUUGUCAGUUGUAGUUACAAGCUUGGGAAUAAGGUUUUUUCAAAAAAUUCACGUUGCACGCAUAUAUAGUAGCGUAUUUGUUAAAUUUCGCUCACACACACGCACGCACGCACACACCGUAAUGUCUACAUUAACUUGGAUCGAUGCAGACACCGUCAAAAAACUCUUAAAUAGGGAUGACCUGUUUAAGCUACUGGAAGCCGGUAUGGGACAAUACUCCCUCGGUAUCGAUAGCGGUAUCGUUCAACCGGUUCGGUGUACCGUUGCGGUACAGGAUGUAGAAGGUUACUUAGGAACCAUGCCUUGUUAUAGUAGAUCCCACGGAAUCCUGACGACAAAGUUGGUUUCAUUUUAUCCCGGAAACGUCCGGGUACCAACGCAUCUUGCAUGGAUCAUGCAUUUCAACCACUUGGACGGAACCCUAUUGGCUUUGAUGGACGGAGAGGUGAUUACGAAUGUUAGGACUGGUCUCGUGUCAGCCGUUGCCACUAAGUAUUUGGCGGGAAAGGAUUCAAAGAUCCUGGCAAUCUUGGGAGCAGGGACUCAGGCCAGGAGUCAUUACGUCGCCAUGUCCUCUCUAUACCAGUUCAAACAAGUACGUAUUUGGAAUCGAACGAAACAAAAUGGCGAAAAGUUUGCGGAUGAGAUAAGAAGUGGAUCGCUGCUUGCAGUACAAGACGCUACUUCUACCACUACCACUACUACUACCACUAUGACCACAAAUAAUAAUAAUUGGACUGUCACGUGUUGCGACACGGUAGAGGAAGCGGUGAAAGACGCUGACGUCAUCUGCGUCGCCACCUUUGCCACUGAACCGAUUCUCAAGAAAAAAUGGGUCAAAAACGGAGCUCAUAUAAACGCCGUUGGUGCGGUAAGGCCGAAUUGGCGGGAACUAGAUGACGAUCUGAUGACGUCAUCAGUGGUGUACACGGACACCAGAGAUGGCUGUCUUCUCGAAUCUGGUGAUGUCAUACUGUCCAAGUGUAAGAUAUACGCAGAGAUAGGCGAGGUGAUCAACAAAUCGAAGCAGUCCUACCAGGAUGAAACCACUAUCUUCAAAUCUGUUGGUAUGGCUAUUGAGGAUGGCAUAUGUGCGAAGUAUAUCUACGAAAAGCACACGAGUACCAACUGCACUUAGUCCAAUGCAGAUGUAUGUGUGCAUGAGAACAUUGCACUAUUACUCCGUAGAGAGAAUAUUCAAAUGCUGGUCGCACCGAUUUAACUACAAUCACAUACAUCAAUCGAUCAAUCAAUCAAUCAAUCAUUCAAUUAAUUAAUCACUCAACCGAUGAAUGAUUAACAUUCCACAUUAACGACACAACCAGUCAACAAACCCUGUUCCUUUCUUAAAUUUUCGCACAUCUUAUAGAUUUAUUAAAAUAAUAACUUUUUUCGUUUAAGAAAUUUUAAAGUUUUAUUCCUGAAAAAAAUGGCGUAGCGUAGAAGAGAAUGGAGAAAAUGUCGUUAUUCUCUGCCGAUUACAUACGCACAAACACAAGCAAACUCACAAAUAGAUGUAGGGCUACACGUACAGGCUCAAACAAAUCAGCACAUAUUCACACGUACUUAUAACAUAUGUAAACACAUGCACAUAUAUUUGUAUUUAUUUCGUUUUGUUUUUCAGUUUUUACUAAAAAAUUUGGAACCAGAGGAAAAA
Helobdella robusta is the source of this 1714-nucleotide messenger RNA. RefSeq lists its product as hypothetical. The transcript is spliced from 8 exons. The coding region runs from base 179 to 1195 and encodes 338 amino acids. NCBI's taxonomy places the organism in Eukaryota, Metazoa, Annelida, Clitellata, Rhynchobdellida, Glossiphoniidae. The record is from RefSeq and is a predicted model, not a curated record. Gene Ontology annotation, cellular component: cytoplasm. Gene Ontology annotation, molecular function: hormone binding.